GCAGUGUCACUGUAAAGUGAAACCUCGGCUCCCCACCAGCAGGCUGUUGUGCAGAGCGGCCGCGCGCGUCUCAUUAACUGGAUCACCUUACAACCAGUCAAACAAAACAGGUCAUUAUCCAUCCCAGACUGCAUGGAACCAUCAAAAACACAAAGUUUAGUUCUGAAAGCGAUGUAAUAAUAUUCUUACUGUUCCGUUUGGGCUGGCUGAUUCUCCAAAAAUCAAAGGUUUUAUUCAAUUAUUGUGCGUAAAUUUACAGAGUAAGAAUUGUUACACACAUUUAUUAGCAUUUCUGCAGACUGAGAAAAUCCAAAAUCCAAUCUCAGGUUUCAUUUAUUAUGAAAUGUGCUUAUGCUUUUACAGCUUUUCCAAGCUUGGUACCAAACUAUCCUUAAUUAUUUAAACACCAGUGUAACCAAAUAUAAGAAACAGCAGGUUUAGAGAAUGGUGAUUUCACUUUUCAAUGUAAAACUAAUUAUAUAAACUUUCUGUCAGGUCAAACUAGAUUUAAGAUGUACUUUACAUGCCGUAAGUAAACUGUAAGAAGUAUAAAAGAGCCCUGUUUGUGUUCGUUGAUUUAACCUACGUCACAAUUGUAAGUUAAGGACAUAAAAUACGACCUCUCCAAUCCCAUUUCUUUUUCUUCCGGGACCCUUUAUGUAUAGAGGGGUCAUCAGCCUCUGGCCACCUGCCCAGUGACACCUGGUAAACGAUACGGCCUCCUUGCGCAUGCGUAAUAGUCUGCCAAAAAUCCCAACGCCGUCUCGCCUGUCAACCAAUAGUGUUCCAAUCUGUCCAGAGAUAAAGUCCGAGCAGCGGAGAGCAGAGGAUUGGAGUGGAAGAUUUCAGACCUGAACAGACAGGAUAACAAACAUGCCGAGGUCUUUCCUUGUGAAGAGCAAAAGGGCCCACAGCUACCACCUGCCCCGGUACCCGGACGAUGACUACAGCAGACUGGAAACUAUCCUGGCUCAUGUGUGCGCAGAGAGCAAGUGUCAGGCGGACCUGGAGACGCAGGAGGAUGUAAGCGCCGGAGAUGACGGACUGAUCCCCGGGUCAACGCUGCUGUCCCCGGGGUCUCUGUCCUCCAACUCCCCACUGAGCUGUGGAGGCAGCGUGAGUGACCGAACCUCGGACUGUGAUUUCUGGCGGCCUCCGUCUCCUUCCUCAUCACCAGAUUCAGAGAAGUGCUCCACUCCUUCGGCGGAGGAAGGCCAACACUUCAACAUCCCGCUCUUUCCUUACUCCUGGACGGGCUGUUCCAGCUCUGAGCUCAGGCAAAUGGUUCAGGGGCCUCAUCACCAUCAUCAUCAUCACCUGCAGGGCCACAGGGAGUCUCACUCGCCAGUCUACGGCGCAGAGGACGGCGGCAGCGAGCAGCUUUACGCACAACGGGGCAGUGCGCCCGGAUGCUACCAGGACUUUUCUUCGGUGGGACAACAGAUCUUCAGGAUGCGGGACAGAGAGGAACUGUAUCUGGAUGUGAAGCAGAAGGCCCUUGGGAUCGAAAUCAAGUCUGAAAGCGACUUUAUUUGCUCUAAUCUUGAAUCAGGCGGAUCCUAUAAGUGUAUAAAGUGUUGUAAGGUCUUCUCCACGCCUCACGGGCUGGAGGUUCAUGUGCGGCGCUCCCACAGCGGCACGCGGCCGUUUGAGUGCGGCAUCUGCGGGAAAACGUUCGGACACGCAGUGAGCCUGGAUCAGCACAGAGCGGUCCACUCGCAGGAGAGAAGCUUCAGCUGUAAAAUCUGCGGCAAAAGCUUCAAGCGCUCCUCCACGCUCUCCACGCACCUUCUCAUCCACUCGGACACGCGGCCUUAUCCGUGCCAGUACUGCGGGAAGAGGUUUCACCAGAAGUCCGACAUGAAAAAGCACACAUUCAUCCACACAGGUGAGAAACCGCACAAGUGCCAGGUGUGCGGGAAGGCCUUCAGUCAGAGCUCCAAUCUGAUCACACACAGCAGGAAACACACAGGCUUCAAACCUUUCGGCUGUGACCUGUGUGGGAAGGGAUUUCAGAGGAAAGUGGACCUGAGGAGACACAAGGAGACGCAGCACGGACUCAAAUGAGCAGACUCAGCGUGAAACCCUGCACUUUAACUAUCUCUACUGUGUUUUAUGCUAUUCUAUUUAAUGUCGAAUUGCAAUUCUUUCUUUUAUUGAAUUGUAUUAUUUAGUCUGAGAUAUUCU
Cheilinus undulatus (humphead wrasse) is the source of this 2187-nucleotide messenger RNA. RefSeq names its product growth factor independent 1A transcription repressor a (gene gfi1aa). NCBI's taxonomy places the organism in Eukaryota, Metazoa, Chordata, Actinopteri, Labriformes, Labridae. Gene Ontology annotation, cellular component: nucleus. The transcript is spliced from 6 exons. Bases 874 to 2067 code for a protein of 397 amino acids. The record is from RefSeq and is a predicted model, not a curated record.